AUGUCCAAUUAUGUUAAGUUUAUGAAGGAGGUGUUGACAAAGAAGAAGAAAUUUGGGGAUUAUGAAACUGUGAGCUUAAUUAAGGAAUGUAGUACCAUAAUUCAGAAGAAGCUUCCUCAAAAGCUUAAAAAUCCAAGUAGUUUUUCAAUUCCUUGUGAGAUUGGUGGUUUGAGAUUUGAAAAGUCUUUAUGCGAUCUUGGGGCUAGUAUAAAUUUAAUGCCACUUUCGGUAUUCAAAAAGUUUGGUGAAGUAAAACCCACAACAAUUUUGUUACGAUUGCCAGAUCGAUCAUUCACUUAUCCAAGGGGAAUAAUAGAAGAUGUUCCAAUAUAA
Molecule: messenger RNA, 333 nt
Organism: Cannabis sativa
Lineage: Eukaryota; Viridiplantae; Streptophyta; Magnoliopsida; Rosales; Cannabaceae
Exons: 1
Coding region: 1-333 (110 amino acids)
Source: RefSeq, a predicted model, not a curated record